Messenger RNA from Eremothecium gossypii ATCC 10895, 1515 nucleotides. It is a transcript of the gene PRP19, whose product is annotated as E3 ubiquitin-protein ligase PRP19. Gene Ontology annotation, biological process: mRNA splicing, via spliceosome; protein ubiquitination; DNA repair. Gene Ontology annotation, molecular function: ubiquitin protein ligase activity. The transcript has 2 exons. Lineage: Eukaryota; Fungi; Ascomycota; Saccharomycetes; Saccharomycetales; Saccharomycetaceae. Gene Ontology annotation, cellular component: U2-type catalytic step 1 spliceosome; Prp19 complex; cytoplasm. The record is from RefSeq and is marked provisional. Bases 1 to 1515 code for a protein of 504 amino acids.
AUGUUUUGUGCUAUAAGCGGUAAACCACCCAUUACGCCUGUUGUAUCACCAGAAUCCAAAUGCGUUUUUGAAAAGAGGUUAAUUGAGCAGUAUAUCGAUGAGCAUGGGGUAGACCCAAUCUCCAAGACAAGCUUGACUAAGGAUGCGCUAAUUGUCAUUGCCCAGACACCCCAGCAGUACGCGCUCGCAAACGCAGUUAACUCGGCUACGCUCAACGCCAAUUACAGCAUCCCCAACCUUCUGUCAACACUACAAAACGAAUGGGAUGCCGUGAUGCUGGAGACAUUUGAGCUGCGGAGUCAGCUGGAUAUGUGCAAAAAGGAGCUAUCGUCAGCGCUGUACAAGUGCGACGCGGCUAUCCGCGUCGCGGCACGCGCGAAACAGGAGAGUGAUGAACUCAGACACACGUUGACGGAGCUGACGGAGGCAGUCGGCGGGCAGGCUGCCGAUGCCCCGCCCCUUCCAGCGGAAUUGAUUACCGCGAUGGCAGAAGACGCACAAGAAUAUGUGCAGCAAACGAAAGAAAGAAGGAAAAUGAAAAGCCAGGUAGUGACGGCAUUUGCUCUGGAACAGCCGGUCGAAACGGCGUGCGAGGUCGACCGGGUUUUUGUUAACCGUUUGUUGGAUCCGGAAGACAGAGUUACAUGCAUUUUAGCCAGAGGCAAGGCUCGUCUGCUGAACAGAGAGGGCGUUUUGCUACUUGACGAUCUGCCAGCUGAGCUCAAGAUCGUCUUCCCAGUUGACAGAAGUGGCGUAGUCUUCUCAACUGACAGCCAAAUGGGUAUUUAUGAAACAUCCACGAAGGAGUUCAAAAUCUUUGGCAGUCCAACUUCGAGCCGUAUCGUGGAUAUCCAGUACUCGCCGUUCGUGGCAGCAGAAUUCUUAGUUACGUUAAACGAGAACCACGAGAUCCACUACAGGAACCGCGAUGGGUCACAAAUAUACCGUUUCGUUAACGGUAAAGUCCACUUUCCAGAUGCUGGUGAGCCCGCUCAACUGCAAUUACACAAGGACGGCCUUUUGAUCGCCUAUCAACCCACUUUUAGUACAAUUGCUAUCUUUAGUGUCACCGCGCCAAAAGAUCCGCCAAUUGUUAUCAUGCCUUCUUCCUCUACUGAGGAAAGUACUGGCGAAUUAGUCACCUUUCGGUUCAGUCCAAACGGUUAUUGGCUCUACGUGUUGACAGAGCUUGCCUUCUUGGUCUACGACCUUCGAAAGCAACCAGGCACCCUUGCUAUGAACCCGCUAAUGCUCAACUCCCCGGCUGUUGCGUUCGAUACAGAUCAAACUGGGAAAACGCUUUUCUUGCUUUCCGCAGAUGGCUCCCUAGAAUCUUACUCUUACGUGAAGUCACAGAACGGUUGGUCUCGCGGCAUUUGUCAUAGCUCUGACCGUCUGGCACCACUUGACCUAGUAUACCUUGCAGACAAAGCGGGUGUUUUUCUGCAGGGCUUCCAUGCACUUACUGACGAUCAAACAGACAGGUACAUACCCGCCUGGCUCCGCAUAGAAUAG